Xyrauchen texanus (razorback sucker) is the source of this 4258-nucleotide messenger RNA. RefSeq names its product netrin receptor UNC5D-like. Gene Ontology annotation, cellular component: membrane. The transcript has 15 exons. Gene Ontology annotation, biological process: netrin-activated signaling pathway. The record is from RefSeq and is a predicted model, not a curated record. The coding region runs from base 1 to 2613 and encodes 870 amino acids. Gene Ontology annotation, molecular function: protein binding; netrin receptor activity. NCBI's taxonomy places the organism in Eukaryota, Metazoa, Chordata, Actinopteri, Cypriniformes, Catostomidae.
AUGAGCAGAGGAGAGAUGGGAAGUACUGGGAAGAGACGCCGGAGUUCUUUAGGGAUCUUCGUGGUUCUUGCUCUCUGCGCAACGUGCGCCAGCAGUCGAGGACCUGUUGGUGAUGGCCUUGCGGAUUCCCUGUCAUCAGUUGGUGGGACAUUACCUUACUUUCUGCAAGAGCCAGAGGAUGCUUACAUAAUCAAAAAUAACCCUAUCAAGUUGCGUUGCCGUGCGACUCCUGCCCUGCAGAUCUUCUAUAAGUGCAAUGGAGAAUGGGUCCAUCAGAACCAACAUACCUCACAAGAGUACAUGGACCAAAACACUGGGCUGAAAAUCCGCGAAGUUAUGAUCAAUGUUACCAGGCAGCAGGUGGAGGAUUUUCAUGGUCCAGAAGACUACUGGUGCCUGUGUGUUGCCUGGAGUCAUCUAGGAACCUCGAAGAGUCGUAAAGCCACUGUGAGGAUAGCCUACCUCAGAAAGAACUUCGAGCAGGAUCCUCAAGGGGAGGAAGUGCCAAUCAAGGGUAUGAUUGUGCUGCAUUGCCGUCCCCCGGAGGGAGUGCCCAUGGCAGAGGUGGAAUGGUUGAAAAAUGAGGAGUUGGUCAGCUCUCUUCAAGAUGAUAACAUUGACACUCGAGCUGACCACAAUCUGAUCAUCACUGAAGCCAGACUUUCAGACUCCGCCAACUAUACCUGCCUUGCCAGUAACAUAGUAGCAAAAAGACGCAGUGCCACGGCGACUGUAGUUGUUUUCGUGGAUGGAGUCUGGGAGGAGUGGAAUGAGUGGACAAUGUGUAACGCCCAGUGUGAGAGGCAGAGAUGGAGGGAGUGCAAUGCUCCUCCACCCAGACACAGAGGCAAGAUGUGUGAGGGAGAAGGUGAAAGCACAGAGAACUGCACAGGGGGAUUGUGUACACAAAGCAUGGAUAACUCUAUCGAUGUUGCGCUGUACUCUGGUCUGGGUGUGGGGGUGAUUGCUGUGGUUGUUCUCAUCGUGGCCAUCGCUCUCUACAGGAAGACUCAGAGUGAAUACGGAGUAGACGUCAUUGACCCAUCUGCUCUGGCAGGGGGCUUCCAGUCCUUCAAUUUUAAAACCACCAGACAAGGCACUCCAUUUGUACUGAAUUCCUCCAUGCAGCCUGAUAUAACUGUGGGCCAGACCUACAGCAGUCCAAUCUGUUUCCCGGACUCCAUAGACAAAGAAUUAUUUGACCCACUGCCAGACAAGGUCAAAGAUCAAAGCUCCUUUAUGGUUUCACUAGGUGUUUCAGACAGAGCCGAGUACCAUGUAAAAUCCUACCAGGAGAGCCUUACUGCUGGCCUUCACCCAAACUACAGCACAUUAGAUGGCAAGAAGAUGAGUAUGAUUCCUAAUGGACCACAUACUCUUGGGAAGCCUCAGUUAAAGACAAGUGCUGUGUUUGGCCACCUGGGUGGCCGAUUGGUCAUUCCAAAUGAAGGAGUUAGUUUGUUGGUUCCUCAUGGGGCGAUCUCAGAGGACACUUCUUGGGAAAUGUACAUGCUCAUCAAUCAAGGAGAAUCGAGAGCUCAAUCAGAGGAAAGGUGUGAGAUCCUAUUAGGGCCGGAGAUCACAUAUGGCCCUCCAGGGCUGAACCUGUCCUAUCCAGUUGCCAUGACGAUAGCUCAUUGUGCUGAGGUCAGUGCUGAAAACUGGAACAUUAAACUCAAGAGACAAACCAAGGACGACAAGUGGGAGGAAGUGAUGUCAGUAGAUGAUGAGUCAACCUCCUGCUAUUGCCUGAUGGACUCACAUUACUGUCACUUGUUGCUGGGUCAGCCAGGCUGCUAUGCUCUGGUGGGUGAACCCAUCACUGAUGCAGCCAUAAAAAGACUAAGGAUUGCAGUUUUUGGCAGCAUGGAGGCCUCCUCCAUGAACUACAACCUGCGGGUGCACUGUGUAGAUGACACACCACAUGCCUUUCAGGGAGUGGUCACUGCUGAAACCAGAAAAGGAGGUCAACUUCUAGAGGAGCCCAAGACUCUGUUCUUUAAAGGGAACUGCCUCAGUCUGCAGGUGUCCAUCCAGGACAUCCCUCAACUUUUGUGGAACAUCAAACCCUUCACCACCUGUCAGGAAUUCUCCUUCACCCAAGUGUGGUAUAGUAACCAGCAGCCUGUGCACUGUGCAUUCUCACUACAGAGACAUAGAGCCGCAACCUCCCAGCUCUCUUGCAAGAUCAGUGUGCGGCAGGUCAAAGGUCACGAGCAGAUCCUGCAGGUCUACACCUCAGUGGCAGAGAGUGAAAAAGAGACAGUCCCAUUUUUUAUGCAGGCAGAUUGCACGGUCACUUCAGAGACAGGGGCCAAAGCCUUCAAAAUCCCCCUGUCUAUUCGUCAGCGGAUAUGCACCACCUUCGAUACUGCCAAUGCCAAGGGCAAGGACUGGCAGCUCUUAGCUCAGAAACUCCACAUUCAAAGGAACCUGUCCUACUUCACAAAUCAGCAAAGUCCCUCUGCUGUCAUUCUCAGUCUCUGGGAGGCCAGGCAUCAGGACAGUGGAGAUCUUGACUCACUUGCAAGUGCUUUGGAGGAGAUUGGAAAGAUCCAUUGUAAAAGUCUGCCUCAGAGUCCUGAUGAGAAAGAGCCAGAAUUUAGCUUUUGAGGGAUGCCAAACUGGAGACUAAAUUAACUUUCCUAGGUGCAAUUUCCCCAGCAUCUUCUAAAUUCGAGUCCAAGAAUACCCAGCAAAAGUAUAUCAAUUCUGUGUGAAGACUUUGACUAGAUGUGACCAAUCAAACACUUUCAUGUACAUUUGCAACAUUAGCAACAAUUUGGUGCAGAUUCAACAACUUCAAAACACUUUAUCAAAAUCUUGUGCCAAGCCUUCCCAUCCUACAUUAAAUUCCGCCUUAGCCCUCCACAGGUGUUCAUAAUUUUAAGUUGUGGGAUUUGAUAUGUGGCCAUGCUUAUGUUUUCUUAACAUUUCCUGAGCCAGAUUCACACUUUAUCUUUGACUAUUUUUUUGAGCAGUCUUGUGUUUCAGAGUUGAGCAGUAUUUAUAUCCCGACUGCAUGUUACUACUGACUUGUGCUUUGUUUGCAAUAUACAGUAUGAUGUUUAGAGAAGAGGGGCGAGGGGAAUACACUCAUGUAAACUGCAUUUUUUUGGGUUUGCACAAAUUGUGAUUGUAAGCCACUGUGUUAAUUUACUUACAUUAUAAUUGCAUUGUCCAAUUCUGCCCAAGAGAUAGAUCAACGCCAGCGAUUCUGCGGCACCCAGCUACGACGACCAGAGAUUGCAGAUGCACAUGGCGUGCAGAAAUUCAGCUAAAAUAAACCCAAACCCUCAGUGGAGUAAAAAUGUAACGUUAGAGGAAAAAUUGCAACCUUCAAAUCGUGCUUGUCACAGAUUAUGCAAACAAGUUUCAUACUGGGUUCUGUAUAGACAAAAGGCAUAAAAAUAAUUUACAGCAGGCACCACACCAUUUAUUCCUUAGAAAAUGUUAAAGUACAACUCCACCCCACUGACUCAAAUGUAUUAUUAUAUUCCUCUGAACAUUUUAAAGACUUAUGAGUCAUUCAGGGCAAAGAGCAGGUCAGUGUCUUGCCUUUAAUAAUGGGAGUCAGGCUUGAGACACAUAUUGAUCACAAGAAGCAUUUACUUAGCCAGUGCAGAUGGCAGCACAUCCCUUAUGUUAAUGCUUAAAGCUUUUCUUUUAAAUGCAACUGAGGGAGACCUCUGUAGAAUUAAGACUCUCUUAUCUCCUCUGACCAAAUUCCACCAUUCAGUGUGAGACACAAUGGGAACAUGGGCCGGCUAGCAGGGCGACAUAUAAUAAAGGUCUGAUAAAGGGAAAAGAGCUUUGUGGAAACUGCUGUUAGAAUGCAGUAAAAAAAAUGAUGUGCUUAUUUUCCAAGUCAUCUACUUCAUUAACCUUCUCUCAUGAAAGAGAAAAGGCCCCCAAGAAGCUCAACAGCUAUCUUAGCCUUUAAAGUAUCACUUACAUUGGAUAUUCUUUUUGUGUUUUGCUUGAAUUCUAGGAUUCAUGAAGUAUUUUAGCAAGACUGAUUUGCUGGUUUCUGGAUUUAGAUUCUGGCUGAUACAACACCAAUCCUCCACAUCACUAUAUAAUAGCCCAAAGAAAUUUCUAAGUUAGUGUUAUUCUUUCUCUCUGUAGUAAUGAGACUCUAUUGUUCCUUUUUAAAAUAUAUUAUUUUGCACAUUUACUAUUACCUCAUUCAAAUUUUAUUUAAGGGAUUCAUAUUUUCUUCUGUGGAUCACAGAAGGAGAUGUUUGGCAGAAUGUUA